Oryza sativa Japonica Group (Japanese rice) is the source of this 2393-nucleotide messenger RNA. RefSeq names its product protein GAMETE EXPRESSED 3. The record is from RefSeq and is a predicted model, not a curated record. Gene Ontology annotation, biological process: embryo development ending in seed dormancy; pollen tube guidance. Gene Ontology annotation, molecular function: protein binding. Lineage: Eukaryota; Viridiplantae; Streptophyta; Magnoliopsida; Poales; Poaceae. Gene Ontology annotation, cellular component: plasma membrane.
CUCUCUGAAACGAAACCGGAGUAGCCAUGGCCAUGGAUGCGCUGCAUCGCCUGUGCUUGCUCGUGUGCGUUCUGAUCGGCGCAGGGUGCUCACAAUCACCCAGGCAUCAGCGACUCCCCGCAACAACAACAACAACCGCUGGAAAUGUACAGAGGCGUCCUCCAGGAGUCGCUGGUGCCCUCGGGAGCCCCCUGAUUGGGCAUGACGGCCGUCUCAUCGCUUGCUCUGAGAAGAAGAGCCUUGUCGCCUUCGAGCGAAAUGGGUCCAUCGCUUGGAUGGUUACUCUCGGUCACACCUGUAAAGAGGGCAUCAGUCCGGUUGCCGAGAGGGAUGAGAUAUAUUUGGUGGCAGAAGAUAACAAGGUCAUAAAGAUAACUCCGAAGAAACUACACACUGCUGAUCCACCGUCAGAAGUAUUUUUCAGUUACAAUGCAACACCAGGGAGGUCUGAGGAGAUCAUCGGUCUAUCGAUCAGUGGCAGUUCUUCAUCUCUUUUUCUUACCAUUAGAAACCGUGGCCUUUUCGCUUUCUCGUUGCAUGCUGAGCUACAGUGGAGUGCAGGGCCUGUGGCUGAUCUCGUCAGCCGUCUGGGCUGCAAAACAAAUAUCUCAGGCUGCUAUUUCAAUUCACCUCCAGUUGUUGAUCGAUGUGAGGGAACUCUUUAUGUAUCAAAUACUGAAGGCCAGCUCUACUCCUUGUACAUUAAGAGCGGUCAGUACAGAUGGAUCCAAGACUUGGGCUCACUUGACAAAGUGAUGAAUAUUGUACCAGGAAAUAAUGGGCUCUUAUACAUUGUCCUUCCAAGGAAGUCAAUUGUAAUGGGGCUUGAUGUUUUGACAGGAAACAUUUCAUGGCAGCAGACCAUUGGUCCACUGAGUAAUGAGAAAAUCUUGCCACCUGUUGAUUCCAAUGGUUGGAUAUCAGUUGGCUCACUAGAUGGGACCCUGUAUUCAAUCUCCCCUAAUGGUGACAUCAGAAGGUUUCCUGAAAGAACAACACCUGGAUCAGUGAUCCAUGCAAGUCCCGUCCUUGACUGCUCAGGGUUUUCAGUAUAUGUCAGCCAGACCAUAAUGGAAGCAAAAUCAAACCAAACUAUUGGUGAUUCUACAUCUUUAUCUGUGAUGAAGUCAUCGAGCACUUUGCUUACUUUGUUGACACCGGCAAAUGGAACAAUCCACUGGACUGGAAACUAUCCUGGAGAACUAUCAGAUUUUCUGUCCAGUACUGACCUGAAUGAUUUUGCACUAGAUGAGACCAUUGUUCUGAGGUUAUUUUCUGCCGCAAGAAUUGGCAGCACUACGCAGUGCUACACGAGAAGGCAAAGAAUUGCUUGGACUUGCAGAACAGUAAAACCCAACUUUGGCAAUGAUCAAGGCGACCGCAACAUCCGUCUUGUUCUCUUCUUCCAUUUUAUUGUCAUAGUGAUAGCGAUUGUUAACUGCUUUUGCUGCAUCUUUUGGAGGAAGAAAAAGCUUCAAAAGAAUGGCUUGAAAAAGUUCCUGGAGAAGAGGCACUCUCUUCACACUAAGAGGAAAAUCUUAGGCAAGAGGAUAUCAGAGCUGGAGCAGAAGACUGUCCACGACGCCUCCUCGAAUGAAGCUUUGGGACAAUUGGGUGAAACUGUAAAUGCUAAGGAAUGUAUCGAGAGGAAACUAUGCUCCUCAUACAGCCUUGGCAGGGAUAUGCUAGGCCUGAAGCAUGAUUCCAUCUUGCCUUUGAACAGUACGAAGUACAAGAGCCAUUCGUUUCGCAACUCACGGGAAGAGAGCAUCACAGUCUUUAACACGUUUAGCGGCACCUCUUCCUCUGAGAAUGGAACCAGCAGCUGCUCUGGUGAAAGUGAGAGCUGCAGUGACUGUAGCUACGGAGAUGAGAUGCUGGGCACAAACUUUCAGUCAGCAGCACAAGAGGCUGGACCUUCCAACUAUGCAGAUAGAGCAGACCAAGUUUUUCAAGAUGAAUGUGUAUCUGACAUCAAAUCUACAAAUCCACACAAGGAAGAAUAUCUGAUGGAGGCCAUGCAUGAUAAAGCGCCCAGCAAGAGAAUGUAUCUGAAGAGGAGGCGAACUUUUCCUUCAAGUAAACAGAACAUUUAGAUAUGUCAUACGUGGGGAAUUCCUUCAUCAGGCGUGGAAACGUGACGACGACUUUCGCAGUUUCAGUUUCAUCAGAAUUAGUUCAAGGAUUAGCUUUCCUUCUUAACCCAGAUUAAGGAUUGGUUUGCCUUCAAGAUUUUGAUUGUUAUGGCCAUUGUUAAGAUUAGCACUUUGUUAUGAAGUUGUCAUGCUGUAAUCCCUUUAAAAGGAGAGCUUGAUUGAUGAAUGAACAAUUCCCUCAACCUCCUGUCCUCCAAGCCACAACAUCCACAAAUCAGAUUCGCAAAAUGUUCUUAA